AUGGGCAGGUUCAACUUCGGCAGGAGCGACUCAUCGUCGACCGAUAGCAACACUGAACGUCGCCCAUCAGCAGUCGAAGCCACGGAGAAUGUCACACGAAGGAAGAGCGUUGAUGACCACGCCGUCACAGGUGCUGGCGAAAUCACAACGAAGCAAUCCAUCAUUCCUGUGUCUCUUGUCACCAUUCUCUUCUUUAUGUGGGGUUUCGCAUACGGUCUGCUUGAUGUCCUGAACAAGCACUUCCAGGAAACACUCCACGUCACUGCUGCACAAUCAUCCGGUCUUCAAGCUGCAUACUUCGGGGCCUACUUCAUCGGCCCUCUCACAUACAGUGGUUGGAUUGUCCGCAAAUUCGGAUACCGAUGGACCUUCAUCACCGGUCUCUGCAUCUACGGCGCAGGAGCUCUUCUCUUCUGGCCCAGUGGUGUCAAGAGGUCAUUUGGUGGCUUCUGUGGUGCCAUGUUCGUUGUCGGUUCGGGUCUGAGUACGCUUGAGACGUCAGCGAAUCCUUUCAUUGCUACAUGUGGUCCUCCCAGAUGGAUGGAACUCCGUCUUAACCUCGCGCAAGCCUUUCAGGCCAUUGGUAGUGUCGUAGCGCCCGUCCUCGCAUCCUUCGUUCUCUUCAAGAACGUCAACAACAACAGCUUGCAGUCAGUGCAGUGGGUGUACCUCGGUAUUGCAUGCUUCGUCUUCGCUCUUGCGGUCGUCUUCUUCUUUGCCCCCAUCCCCGAAAUCACAGAUGCCGAUGUCGCCGCUCAGUCCGAGAAGACGGAAACUGCGACCGGAUACAUCGACAAGCCUUUUCGCCGCCAGUACACUCUCUUCUGGGGCGUAGCAGCACAGUUUUGCUACGUCGGCUCUCAAGUCGCCGUCGCCGGAUUCUUCAUCCACUACGUGACAGAGGUCAAACCUAGUCUCACAACCGCCGAUGGCUCCAACCUUCUUGCCAUCGCCCAAGCCCUCUUUGCUGUCGGUCGCUUCGUCGCAUCUCUCAUGAUGAAGUGGGUCAAGCCUCGCUACAUCCUGCUUGGCUUCUUGACCGGCUGUGUCAUCUUCAUCACUGCAUCCAUCCCGACCACCGGCGACGCCGCAAUUGCCAUGCUGUGCAUGGUGCUAUUUUUCGAGUCCUGCAUCUUUCCAACAAUCUUCACUCUCUCUCUUCGUGGUCUUGGUCGCCACACCAAGCGCGGUGCCUCCUUCCUCGUCGCCUCCGUGUCCGGCGGCGCUGUCUUCCCGCCCAUGCUCGGCGCCAUCGUCGAUGCACGCAACACAAGGAUCGCUAUGAGUGUUCCGCUUGCAGGCUUCUUGAUCGCAUACUCCUUCCCUAUCUACCUUAACUUGUUCAAGGCGAAGGAGUUGGAUGCGUUUAAUGAGUCGAAGGUAGGCGUUGAGGCUAGGCCGACCGACAAGGCUGUUGAGACAGAGCUGUUUGAGGAGAAGAAUGGUGGAGUUGGAAGAGUAGAGAAAGUCUAAGAAGACCUUGAGUGUAUUGGUGCGGGGGCAGCUUCUUGCUUGUCUAAGAAUGAGGCUCGAUGAUCUGAUAUCCUAUAGACCAUGAUAGUAAUGAGAAC
This is a messenger RNA of Macroventuria anomochaeta, 1571 nucleotides long. RefSeq names its product glucose/galactose transporter. The record is from RefSeq and is a predicted model, not a curated record. The transcript is spliced from 6 exons. Bases 1 to 1473 code for a protein of 490 amino acids. Gene Ontology annotation, biological process: transmembrane transport. NCBI's taxonomy places the organism in Eukaryota, Fungi, Ascomycota, Dothideomycetes, Pleosporales, Didymellaceae. Gene Ontology annotation, molecular function: transmembrane transporter activity.